CUGAAAGAAUGAUGGAUGACCAAGAGUGGAAAAGUAUUAUGGAGGUGAUCAACACGGACUCGGGCAAGAUGAUAAAAAAUCAAGAGCAGGUCGCUGGUGCGCCACAUAUGGUGAGCGUCAGCCAAGGUCCUGUUCGAGUGAUAAUAGGGCAAAUCUGUUACCAGUUGGUGCCUGGCGCAGUUCUCCCUCCUCCUCGUCCUUUGCCACCAAAUUCAAAGAGAACGAGGAAUACAUCAGGGCCCAAGGAGGAGAGGCCCUACAUUAAGAAGCCCCCAAACGCCUUCAUGCUGUUUAUGAAGGAGCGGCGGCCUGUCGUGAAGGCCCAAUUUCAAAACAGUGACAGCGCCGCUGUGAAUAAAAUCCUGGGGCAGAUGUGGAAGUCGCUGACGCCGGCUGAGCAGCUCCCAUUCUUCCAGGAAUCGGAGCGGCUCAGCCUGAUGCACGCCAGCAUGCACCCGGACUGGACCUGCAGAGACAGACAACUACGGCAUAAAGAAAGAGAGAAAGUGGGCCAGUGCAGCCACCAGUUCAAAUCAUCUGACCAUCUCUGCACCUGAGCUUGCAACUUUAUUUAACCAGAAUGAGGGGGCCGAGAUGGACUCAAUUUUACAACUGGCGGAGUCAGUGUCGCAGUCCUCCAGCUCGGAUGCGGGGCCCGAG
Messenger RNA from Phycodurus eques (leafy seadragon), 660 nucleotides. RefSeq names its product transcription factor 7-like 1-C. Gene Ontology annotation, molecular function: DNA-binding transcription factor activity, RNA polymerase II-specific; RNA polymerase II cis-regulatory region sequence-specific DNA binding. Gene Ontology annotation, cellular component: catenin-TCF7L2 complex; beta-catenin-TCF complex. The record is from RefSeq and is a predicted model, not a curated record. Gene Ontology annotation, biological process: canonical Wnt signaling pathway; regulation of transcription by RNA polymerase II. The transcript is spliced from 7 exons. Lineage: Eukaryota; Metazoa; Chordata; Actinopteri; Syngnathiformes; Syngnathidae. Bases 9 to 557 code for a protein of 182 amino acids.